Molecule: messenger RNA, 800 nt
Organism: Moneuplotes crassus
Lineage: Eukaryota; Ciliophora; Spirotrichea; Euplotida; Euplotidae
Source: the annotation of a GenBank genome assembly
AUGGAAUUCUUUACCAAACAAGAGAAGGACACUGUAAUGCAGUUCACGGAUAUCUCACCAAGAGUUAGGCAGCAUUUAUGACAAGUCUAUGCAACUCUGUGAAUAGGAUGACUAUGUGCAGCCACAGCUUGUAUGUGGACGCCUUCUUGUGUUACUAAGCUCAUUGUUGAAGAAAUUUUGUUCUCUUGUCUCUGUGUUGGAUUAAUUUUAGCAUUAGCAUUUGUAAUGCUGAAGAAGGGAGGAAACAAUGACCAAUUUGUUAAAUCAGCGUGAUUCUUUGCUAUUUCAUUCAUAAGUGGGAUAGGCCUGAGGCCAUUAGUGGAUCGAGCAGCAGAGGUAGACCCUAUUAUUGUUACUAAUGCUCUAGUAUAUACUGGAUCUCUCUUUGGUACCUUUACAUUCUUCAGCCUUACAACUGAGAGAAGAAAGAUGCUCUUCAUUGGAGGUUUCAUUGGGUCUAUUUGGCUGGGUAUUUCUACCACGUAUCUAAUUUCAUGGAUCUUUGAGAUUAGCUUGGUUGAUUACCUCCAGUACAACAUACUAAUUCUUGCUUGAUUAAGCCUCUUUGUAAUCUACAAUACCCAGCUUAUAGUAGAGAAGGCCAGUAUGGGAGACUAUGAUUACACCAUUCAUGCUACUGAAUUAUUUAUCGUACUAUUGAGGAUCUUCAUCAAAAUAGUGGUCAUAUUGAUCAUCCUUUCCAUGGUUGCUAAAGCAAAUAGUGAUAAGAAGAAAAAAGAAAAGGACGGAGAUAGUUCGGAUGAGGACGCCCAAUAACCUGUUUCUUAAGUAAUUUUAAU